CCCGCAACGAUAAACCAGCAGUCUCCCGCUCCAUGUUUGGGAGCCAUGCCCAACUACAAACCCAACGUUUCCAAGCUGGCCGCCGCGCCCCGCGACAUCCACACGGCAGAUUAACCCUUCUUCUCCUUUCCUUCCUUCCUCCCUCUCCGCGCGCGCGCGACCUCCCGCAGACCCGCCUCCGCGAAUCUAGCCACCCCCGCGCGUGCGCCACGCACCGUCCGUCCGUCGGACCUCGGCCGGGCCGGCCCGCGGUCGUCGGCGCGCGGAGGGCGUUCGUGAGAAUGCGUGCGGCGGCGAUUGGUUGCUAGCUAGCUAGCGGCAUGCCUGGCAUGAGCGCGUGAUGGCGCCGCCGUUCCUGAAGACCGGGCACGGCCGCGACAGGUUCUCCUUCAGGCGGCGGAAAUCGUCCUCCUCCUCGUCCUCCUCGUCGACGCCGUCUUCUCCGCUCUCGGUGUCGUCCACAGCGUCGGAGGACAUCGCCGACCCGGGCAGCCCCAUGGAGUCGUCAGCGACGACGGGCAAGACGCUGCCCUGCGCCCGGCGGGCGCUCUCGCGGAGCAGCUGCGGGUCCAGGGGCAAGCUGUCCGUCGACCUGAUCCCGCCGCCGCUCGCCGGCGGCCCGUCCGACGCGCCCAGGUCCUCCACCUCCGCCGCGCCGCCCCCCAAGCCUCCCCCCCGCAACGAGGGCCCGCCUUCAGAUGCUGACAUCGUGAGGGACAAGUUCUCCAAGCUGCUGCUGGGGGAGGACAUGUCCGGCACCGGCAAAGGGGUGUCCUCUGCCCUCGCUCUCUCCAACGCCAUCACCAAUCUUGCAGCUUCCGUGUUCGGUGAGCAGCGGCGUCUCCAGCCGAUGGCCGCAGAGCCGAAGGCCCGAUGGACAAAAGAAAUUGACUGGCUUCUGUCCGUUGCCGACCACAUCGUCGAAUUCGUUCCUUCACGUCAGGUGUCCGAGGAUGGCUCCACCAUGGAGAUAAUGAUGACUCAGCAGCGUAAGGAUCUGCAGAUGAACAUCCCCGCACUGCGCAAGCUCGACGGGAUGCUCCUUAGCUAUCUUGACAGCUUCAGGGACAAGCAGGAGUUUUGGUACGUGUCGAAAGACGCAGAUGACUCGGAGAAGGGAGACGCGCCGAAGCAGGAUGACAAGUGGUGGCUCCCGACUGUCAGGGUCCCUCCUAAUGGUCUGUCGGACUCGUCGAGGAGGUGGCUUCUACACCAGAGGGAGCUCGUCGGCCAAGUCCAUAAGGCAACAAUGGCCAUCAAUGCUAAUGUUCUUAUGGAGAUGGAUGUUCCAGAAGCCUAUAUGGAGUCUCUGCCUAAGAAUGGAAAGUCUAGCCUUGGAGACUCAAUGUACAAGCUUAUAACUGACGAAUAUUUUGACCCAGAAGAACUCAUAGCAUCAGUAGACUUGUCAGCCGAGUACAGCAUCGUUGAUCUGAAGAACCGAAUCGAAGCCUCGAUUGUCAUUUGGCAGAAGAAAAUGACGCAGAAGGAUGCCAAGAUGUGGGGGCAUGGUGUCAGUCAUGAGAAGCGGGGACGGUUUGAGGGGAGGGCGGAGAAUGUUCUUCUCCUCCUUAAGCACAGAUUCCCCGGAAUUUCUCAGUCAGCUCUGGACAUAAGCAAAAUCCAGUACAACAGGGAUGUUGGCAGUGCCAUUUUGGAGAGCUACUCCAGGACUCUUGAGAGUCUAGCAUACACGGUUAUGUCUCGCAUCGAAGACGUUCUUCGCGCCGACUCCCUUGCUCAAGACCCCAAGAACGCGGAGGCGACGAGAAUGCCGAGCUUAUCAUCAGAUGACACAGACACGGUCGUCCAAGAUGCCAAGGACGAGGUGGAGAGGCUGGGAAGAAUGGAGCCUCUGAACUCGACACUAUUCGACUACGUGGGCCCACGGGACGGAGAUAUCGGGCCCAUGAUGUCGGAUUCACAGGAACCUCGGGGUGCAAAGCUGUCAAAGGUUUCGUCGAUCGCAACCAAGAGGUUCUCCUACCUAGAUAAGCUUGAGAAUUUGGGUGGAACAAGGAGCCCCAUAUCUAGACACUAGUCGCUGCCGUAGGGGAAAAGACGAUCAAUAUGGUGUUGAUGUUGCUGCAGAGACUCCGGGGAAAACUGCACGUAAAUAGCUCCGCAAAAACUGAGGGUGCAGCAUGCAUUGUGAGGUUUAUGUAAGCUUUCAAGCUUUCAGGCACCAAUACCUCCAAUUUGGUGCAGUUGCCAAGACAAUGUGAUGACGAUUCUCCUGCUAAAUUUACAUGAAAUAACCACAAGAUUCUGACACUGGACCUGAAAAUGGACCUCCAGAUUUUCUUACUGUACUUCUGUAGCAAAGUUUUGUGGUUCCAGUAAAGUGUUUGUUAUCUUAGACUUGACUUGCAGACCAUGCUUGGGUUCGGCUAGUGUUCUCCCCACGUACAAUUUAAGAGGGUAAUAACAUAUCACUGAACUUGGAGAUCGAUCUGUGUUAGCUUCUGGCGUUCUAGAUCGGCACUGUAAUAAGUAACUGUAACUGUACCAUGGCUCUAUGCAUUGGGAAAUUAAAACCACUCGUAUGAGUAAAUCAAUUUACAGGAACAAAUGAGCAGUAAAAAGCAUCCUUCCGGUUGCUGAUAGUACGUGCAGCUAGGCACGCCAUAUGAGUACAUACAACGAAGGACUUAACGUCCAGAUACGCAGAUCCAUGGU
Brachypodium distachyon (stiff brome) is the source of this 2679-nucleotide messenger RNA. Its product is annotated as rop guanine nucleotide exchange factor 9. Lineage: Eukaryota; Viridiplantae; Streptophyta; Magnoliopsida; Poales; Poaceae. Gene Ontology annotation, molecular function: guanyl-nucleotide exchange factor activity. The transcript has 7 exons. The record is from RefSeq and is a predicted model, not a curated record. The coding region runs from base 341 to 2041 and encodes 566 amino acids.